AUGCUUAACCAGCAUCUGCCAUUACCACCAACAAAGCUGCAGCAGAAAAUACUGAAAAACACUGACCGUCACGGUCCUUUCCGUGAACUCAGCACAUCACGUUGCAAAAUCAUGGAACAGAAUGGCCCAUUUUCUCCUCAUAAUAUCUACUCACGGGAGGGAAUUUUCAGUGCACUUGUUUUCCGAGGCAUUUUAUUCAACACUGAUGCUCUUCAAGAGCAUGUGGGCUGUGGGUUCUUUGAAUCCUGGGAUGCUUGGAAGCAGUUUGUGGCUGCUCAUCGAGAUAAAAAAGAAAGUUACAUGUGUAAUCCACAUGUCUAUGGAAGAACAAAUGGCCGUUCUCCAAGUAAUGCCCAGCAUUUCUGGAUUGGUAGUGAAAUUCUCCACAAGAAACUUCUCCAAGAACCCAAUAUCACCUUUACCGAAAUUGUUGAUUUUAUUGCCACAGCAAAGGGUUUGGAUAAGAAAACUCUUUUUCCAACUUUUGGUAUUCUUACUGCCUACUUGUUCACUGUGGAUCUAGUAUAUGCAGGUCGAGCUCCCAUGCCAUCAUUAGAAGAAGUUGCCAAAAUGGUAUGCAAACUAGAUAAAGGCGGUUCCCGGGGCUUGAUGAAAAUUGGGGUUGCAUCUGACAGUUCCCCUAAGCAGAUUGCAAGAGGUUUCAUAGAGCUCUUUCAUUUUCUUGAUCAGGAUAAAGAGUUCUCUCAUAUCAAGCACCAGGUAAUAUUUGACCCUUUUAUGCUUGAGCAUUCUUUAUGUAAAGCUAGUCGUGAUAGUUGGUUAAGUUUUGCUUGA
Molecule: messenger RNA, 795 nt
Organism: Lentinula edodes (shiitake mushroom)
Lineage: Eukaryota; Fungi; Basidiomycota; Agaricomycetes; Agaricales; Omphalotaceae
Exons: 1
Coding region: 1-795 (264 amino acids)
Source: RefSeq, a predicted model, not a curated record